Messenger RNA from Lasiosphaeria miniovina, 813 nucleotides. RefSeq names its product mitosis protein dim1. Gene Ontology annotation, cellular component: U5 snRNP; spliceosomal complex; U4/U6 x U5 tri-snRNP complex. Lineage: Eukaryota; Fungi; Ascomycota; Sordariomycetes; Sordariales; Lasiosphaeriaceae. The transcript has a single exon. The record is from RefSeq and is a predicted model, not a curated record. The coding region runs from base 159 to 374 and encodes 71 amino acids. Gene Ontology annotation, biological process: mRNA splicing, via spliceosome.
CUGGUCAAGAACUUUGCCGUCAUGUAAGUUGCCUUCUUUCCCUCCGUCAAAGACCUGCUUUUGGGGUAGAUGCCGGUAUACUACUAGGAGAGGUGUGGCUGACAGCGCGCUUGCGUAGCUACGUCUGCGACAUCGACACGGUGCCCGACUUCAACCAAAUGUACGAGCUCUACGACGAGUGCACGCUCAUGUUCUUCUUCCGCAACAAGCACAUGAUGAUCGAUCUCGGGACCGGCGACAACAACAAGAUUAAGUGGGUGCUCGAGGACAAGCAGGAGCUCAUCGACAUCAUCGAGACCAUCUACCGCGGCGCCAAGAAGGGCCGCGGUCUCGUCAUCAGCCCAAAGGACUACUCGACCCGCCACCGCUAUUAAACACGCCGCUGGUGCGAGCCUGAUGUUCUUGGGCGUCCCUUGCUGAAAAAUAAUGGGAGCCGCCGUCGCCUGCGCGAGACAUUUGGGGUAAAAUAUACCACGUCUUUGUAUUAAUAUAAUAUCCGCACGGAGUACGGAGCUUGGGGCCAAAAGUCUCUACACACUUGCUUGAGCCUGGCUUACAUAAACUGCUUGAGCCUGGGUACAUAAAUUGCUUGAGCCUGGCUACAUAAAUUGCUUGAGCCUGGCUUACAUACAGACAGUGCCAUUAAUACUGUCCAUCUAGCUCGCUAAAAUAAACAGGCGAUAAAGAACGCACUACUAGAACUUGACGACAGGAUCGCUAAAAUAUAGCAAGGGGCACCUAAAAGCUUUCGCAGCCAGCCGGUUUUAAACACUGUCCUUACGUAGGUGAGGUAAUCCGUACGAGCAAGCGUGU